UUGUGUCCGUCCUCGAUCGCAGCAUUUUCCUCACAAAGAGCGCAUAGACAUCUCGUGCUCGCGACGCUCCCACGCUGCUCUCUGGUAGACUUCGCACCGCAGUCAUGAAGGCCUCUCUCGCUGUUGUCGCCUCCACGGCCGCUCUCGUGGCCGCGCAAGAGUACACCUCGAUCAACACCAUCAUCGACAACGUCAAGAACAUCACAAACCAGACCAACCACCUCAUCGAGCUCGCCGAUGCUCUCAAACCCACAGACACUCUUCUCGCAGCUCUCCCGCUGAGCGAAGCCUCCAAUGGCGUGCAAGCAGCUAUCAACGUCUCCAUCGCCAACGCCAAAAACCUGCCCGAUCCGCUCCCACCCGCCGACGGUAUCAAGCUGAUCCCAUACAUUCAACAACUCAGCAACGCCUCCGUCGACGCCAUCGCAGCCUUCAUCAACCAGCGCAGUUUCUUCCUGCCAAAUGGCGCCGGUGAAAUUGUCCUGACCUCGCUCGCGCUGCAAAAUGCCACAUCUUACGACUUCAACGCUGAGAUCGCACGACGUAACCCAGCGAACCUGCAAGGGCCUAGCGCAGAGCUUUCGCAACCCAUCUUCAAUUCUUUGGCGGCUGGCGUGACGGCUUUCGAGGAUAACGGGACGAAGUGCGCGGAUGUUGCAUCGUGUUAUGCCGCUGCGGGCGUCACGAUGCCAGGACAGCAGAUGGAGUCUGCGGCGAGCAUGAAGAAGCUGGUGAGCUAUACGAGUGUGAUGGCGGCUGCUGUUGCAUUUGCUGCGUUGAUGUAGAGAUUCAGAAGUGGAGAUUGGAUUUGGAUGAUGUUUCACGGCAGGUGGGGUGGGAUGAUGCAUGAUGAUGGCUCUUGCCGUCUUGAGUGCUGACAGCAGUAGCACGAUAUACUCUUCGUGUCAACUGCAUGGCAGCUCAGUGCUUCGCAGUUCAGGCGAGCGAACAAGGAGGUCGACAGAACCGAGGGCGGGUCGUUCAGCAGGCAUGAGGUAAACG
Cercospora beticola is the source of this 1002-nucleotide messenger RNA. RefSeq names its product cell wall mannoprotein 1 family protein. The record is from RefSeq and is a predicted model, not a curated record. NCBI's taxonomy places the organism in Eukaryota, Fungi, Ascomycota, Dothideomycetes, Mycosphaerellales, Mycosphaerellaceae. Gene Ontology annotation, cellular component: extracellular region.